Molecule: messenger RNA, 1343 nt
Organism: Macrosteles quadrilineatus (aster leafhopper)
Lineage: Eukaryota; Metazoa; Arthropoda; Insecta; Hemiptera; Cicadellidae
Product: zinc finger matrin-type protein 5-like
Exons: 1
Coding region: 360-869 (169 amino acids)
Cellular component (GO): U12-type spliceosomal complex
Molecular function (GO): zinc ion binding; nucleic acid binding
Source: RefSeq, a predicted model, not a curated record
CUAAACUAUGUAAACUAUGCUUGAAUAGCAAUGUUUUUGUCGUAAGAUUCAGUGUAUUUAUUUCUUGUGUUUUCAGUGAUUAAGUGCGUAACCACGUAUCAUGUUUAAAAUAAGUCUUUAUUUCAAUUACUUGUAAAUCGUUAAUAAAAAUAAACAUAACCCCACCGCGGCCAAACCAAACCUGUUAAGAAACGUUGGCUCAGUUUAGUAAUUUAAUUGCUGUGCUAAGAGAAAAUUGAUUAUCCUGAAACGAUUUUAUUAAUUCAAUUUAUAAGGAACCGUAAUCUAAAAAAAUAGUGUUAGGCCUAAGUUAUAAGGUAGGCCUAGUAUUGGUUUAAAAAGUUACUUACUUCGUAGCAAUGGGGAAAAGGUACUUUUGUGACUAUUGUGAUAAAACCUUUAUUGAUGAUCCAGAAUCACGAAGAAAACACAUUCAAGGCAUAGGCCAUAUCCGAAAUAGGAAUAAUCAUUACAAAAAGUUUAAAGAUGUAAAAGCAAUAUAUGAGGAGGAAUCAGCUAAAGAAGAAUGUCGAAGAUUUAGGCAAACUGGUCAGUGUCAGUUCAACGAGAAUUGUAACUUUACUCAUUAUUCCAAAGAAGAUUUACAACUUAUGAAGAACGAAAUAGAAAAGGCUGAAUUAAAAAGUAAAAGCUAUUCUAAUAUCCAAGAAGCAUCACUUGAAGAUUGGUUAGCGAAGCGUAGAACCAAAAGUGAAACUACAACGUCACAGCUCAAUAAGGAUAGACAGUUGACAAUGAAACCCUCGACAUCAUCUUAUUCUAAUCACAGCCAGCUCCCAAUAUCUUUACAGCCUGUAACUGAAGAUCAAAUUUUCCAGUCUGAUGUUGAGUUUACAGAAUGGGGCUAAAAUUAGAAAUUAGAAUUAGUAAGUUAGUUCUACUUUUUUGGACAAUACAGGCCCUAAACCAGGGAAAGUCUUAGGACGCACAUUUAUUUAUAAAAAGUGAGUAGGCCUAAGUUUAAACAUAGGCUAACAUUUUCAAAUUAUGUGGCUAGUUAUUCUUAUCCGAGGGUUAUACAUCUAGAGUAUUUCACCAUGAAUUAAAUUACCAAACACCAAUUCGGUGUUUUCAACAAGUCAAUCAACUCAGUCAUCCAGUGAAUUUUUGUUACAGACAUUUUAUUUUGUGUUGUUUAUGUUCUGUAUUGUGUCAUAGACUAAGUUAUGAAUAUUGUACGCCUACGAUACAAAUUCAUAAUGAAUUCAAAGACAGAAGAUGAAAUGCCGUAGUUUACAUUUUUACAGAUUGAAGAUGUACCUAACUUAGCAGCAUAUAAAACAGUUGUUUUAUUCACGGCCUAACAAGGGACUGAUAGUUUU